This is a messenger RNA of Leopardus geoffroyi (Geoffroy's cat), 2817 nucleotides long. RefSeq names its product TINCR ubiquitin domain containing (gene TINCR). The transcript has 4 exons. NCBI's taxonomy places the organism in Eukaryota, Metazoa, Chordata, Mammalia, Carnivora, Felidae. The record is from RefSeq and is a predicted model, not a curated record. Gene Ontology annotation, molecular function: protein binding. The coding region runs from base 55 to 321 and encodes 88 amino acids.
CGGGGGCGGGCGGGCGGCCGGGCCGGGCCGGGGCCGGAGCGCCGGGCGGGCGCCAUGGAGGGGCUGCGGCGGGGCCUGUCGCGCUGGAAGCGCUACCACAUCAAGGUGCACCUGGCGGACGAGGCGCUGCUGCUGCCGCUCACCGUGCGGUCGCGGGACACGCUCAGCGACCUGCGCGCGCAGCUCGUGGGCCAGGGCGUGUGCUCCUGGAAGCGCACCUUCUACUACAACGCGCGGCGGCUGGACGACCACCAGACGGUGCGCGACGUGCGCCUGCAGGACGGCUCCGUGCUGCUGCUUGUCAGCGACCCCAGGCUGUAAACUCCAUGAACACUCUAUUGUCCCUCCUGCUCUCUGCUGUGUUCCCAGUUCAGUGCCCGGCACAUAGUAGUUGGCGGAGGUGGAGGCAUGACCAAGGGGACUGGAGGUGACGGCUGAGGGAGCAGGCUGGGGCAGGAGCCCCGACUUCACUCUGGUUCCGGGCUCCUGGGGGCGUGCGGUGACGUCCGGCCUGACCAGCUGAUGCCUGCUACCCCAGACACACCUGAUCACACCCAGGGGGAGGCCCAGUCCCUGACGCCCAACUGGGAUGUUGCUACUCCAGCCCAGGCAGCAGGGAGGAGCCUGUGUGACCCUGAGGCCAUGGCUCCCCCCUGGGGGCCUCCAGUGGGACCCCCGGUGCCAUCUUGGAAAGCUCCCAUAUGCAGCCAGAGGGUAUGAUCCGAAGAGACGCACAGAGGGGAGAGGCGAGGCGCGCGAGGACGUCAUCCCUUCACCUUGGACGUUCUCUGCGCCACACCUUUGCCCAAGCUGUGCCCCCUGCCUGAAGCACCUUUCAUGCUCCUCUCGGCCACUCCAGCUCACCUGAGAUUGCAGCCUCCUCCGGGACGUCUUCUCGGAUUCCCUUCUCACCAGUCAGUGAGCACUUUGUCCUCCUUGGGGCCCACCCCAAGCCCCCUGUACUGCGAACAGCCUUUGCGUGGGGGCCCGAGGGUGCAGCCAGUUACUGGCGAAAUCGCAAAUGGCUACAGGUGGAGACUGGGGGGACCCCAGCCCUCUCACCCCCUCAAUGGUGCCCACUCCCUCGGCGGUGUCCUCCUUCCCCUGAAUCCCACUGCCUUGUCCCUUACACGGGGUCUCCCCGUUGGGUGUGAAGGGGUCUGGUUGAAUGGGUGGGGUUGGGGGGUGCUGGACCGCAUAGAGCCAUGAGGCACAGGCGGUGAUCACGGGGGCAUUCCAGGCGACGUGGUGUGCGAACUCUGGGGACAGGACCCUCUGGGUAGAAGGCUGGGCCCCAGCUGGACAGGAAGGGAGGGGGCUCUUGGGGACCACCCAGAUCACUCCUCGGCCCCCACUGCGUGCCCCAGUCGGCGCCCCAUCCUCGGCCGGCCUCGACUUACUGGAGACGGACCACCGCGUGGUGGUGGCUGGGAUUAUGGCCCGUUUUACAGAUGGGGUGUCCGAGGUCAUCCUUCUCGGGGCGGCUGCCCCAGCAGCCCCUGAACGGAGGGGUCCCAGCCCAGGCGGAGGUCCCUGAUGGAGGAAGGGGAGGGUUUCCUGCUUCUUGGCUGAAGGUGGGGGCGGCGGCGGGGGUGGGGGGGAGCGUUUCAGGCUGGUUUGACAUUUAACAAACACUAUGCAAAUCACAUGCAAAUCACCACCCAUUUCUUAAGCCUGGACAGCUCAGGCGUGUUCUGAGAUACUAAGGCUGGACCUGGCCGUGGCCGGUCGCCUGGGGGAGGGGUUCAAAGCCUCUCCCUUCCCCCUUCCUCCCUUCCUCCCCUCCCGUCUCCCGUCUCUCCCCCUCCUUCCCUUUCUUCCUGUUACCACUUUUCUUCCUUCGUCACUUGGUUUGUUGGAUGCCUCCCAGUCCUGAGGCGAACGCAAAGAGCGACAAAAGCAGCUCCCCGCGUUCCCGUUUUCCAGAUGGGGAAACGGAGCUGCAGGGAGGCACAAGCCUGGCCUGAGGUCCCAGAGCCACAUGCAGAAAGCGGUGCCCCCCACCGCAUGUCGUCAUGGACUGAAAUGGACAGAGCCUGUGCCCCAGGAAGGAGAGGGGACAGUGGCUGGAGCCGGCAGGACUCUGAGGAGGCUCCAGGCCUGGCAAGGCUGGCAGAGCUCCGUGAAAUCAUCCUACGGUGUGGUUUGCCCUUGAGUGGCCACCGCGACCUUGGAUCUGGAGAAACCUGACACCGCCUGAUUCUACCCCUCGGGUCCUCCUUUCUCCUGCUACUCCAUCAGCAUGGCCUUUGAAUUCCGCCCCCCUCCAGCUGGCAUGCCCUGCCUUCUCUGUUUGGCAAACUCCUAGUCGUCCUGCAAAGCCCAGCUACAACGCCCCCUUGUUCGUGCGGUCAUUUCUAAUCCUCCACGAAGAGUCUCCGUUUCCCUCUGGGCUUCUGUUACCCUAGGUCUCUCUCUGGUCCAGCCCUGACCCCUUGAGGCCUGUAGGGUCACUGCCCACUCGGGCGCAGUUCUGGCACCUGCCUGGGAAUGACACGACUCCAGACCUUUGCAUGUGCACACUCUGUGCCCAGAAUGCCCUUUCUGGUCUGUUCCACCUGGCACGCUCCUACACUCUCAAGGUCCUCGCACGAAUGCCCCACUGCUGUGCACGCUCUGCUGUGCUCCCAGUCGGCCUCCGGGUCCUGCAGCCUCCAAUCCCACUGGGAUGGGCUUCGUGCGUGGAACUAGGGGGUGUCUCCCUCCUCCCAGCCUGACAGAUCCUGCCUGGGGCCCCGGGAUCACAUCAGCAGGUUGGGACCGGGCAGAGAAGGGCCCUCUUCGCGUGUGUAUGAAUAAAAGAUCACGUGAAAACAA